Molecule: messenger RNA, 3909 nt
Organism: Fusarium keratoplasticum
Lineage: Eukaryota; Fungi; Ascomycota; Sordariomycetes; Hypocreales; Nectriaceae
Exons: 1
Coding region: 1-3909 (1302 amino acids)
Biological process (GO): positive regulation of TOR signaling
Molecular function (GO): protein binding
Source: RefSeq, a predicted model, not a curated record
AUGUAUAACCGCGAGUCGAAGAUUAUGCGCAAGCUGCUCGGCAAAGCCGCUCCCGAGACUCCAGCCGGCGACCCGAGCAACCUCUCCAUCACCAGCGCGCCCGCGUCCACCAUCGGGGCAGCGUUCCGCCCAUCCAAGUCGCAAGAUGCCGAGUAUAAAGCAGGCGUGCCGAUUCUGAGCUUCGAUGUAUCCCCCGACCGACGAGCAGCCGUCCUCGCUGGCGCGCACAUUCUCAAGACGGUGGUACUGGACGAUCCUCACAACUUCAACUUCAACUUUCGCGAGGGCGUGGAUCUGAGGGCUGUUAUAACUGCACAACCUACUACUUCAAAGGGUAGUCAGGUGGCAGAUCAGCUCAGUAUACGGGAUGUGAAAUGGCACGGCGGGUCGACCAUCUUCACGGCAUGCGCCAACGGCAAGAUCUUUGCAUACGAUGUCGCAAGAGUAGGAUCUGGCGCGGCUGAGCCCUUGGAAUAUAUACAGAUGCAGGAAGAUUCUCGACAAGUUACCACUCUCGAUGUCAACCCACACCUCAAGAGCUGGCUUCUAUCAGGUAGCCAGGACGGAAUAGCGCGCGUUUUCGACACAUCGACUGCCGUCCCAGGCCGCUCGGGCGGUGUCACUUUUCGCCAGCGCUUUGCGCCUCUAAAGUGUAUCGAUCCGGUCCGACAAGUUAAAUGGUCGCCCAAGGUUGGACAUGAGAUGGCGUGUUGUACGGAAGGCGGAGUGGUUUUGAAGUGGGAUGUGCGACAACCAGGGAGGCCGCUGCUGAGGAUUAAUGCCCACGAAAAGGCAUGCGCCUCUAUUGCGUGGCAUCCUGACGGAAAUCAUCUCGUCAGCGGAGGCGCAGACACGAAACUUCAUGCGUGGGAUCUGGGGAAUACGGCCGACAAGCGGCAGAAGCCAAAGUGGUCGGUUACAACACCUGCACCCAUCUUCUCGAUUGCCUGGCGGCCUGGCCUAUGGUCAGCCACAGCUCAGAGCAAGCGUGUUGCACAAGUCGCAGUUUCCUAUGAUGACACUAGUUCUCGACGCUAUGGAACAUCGGCAGUGCACAUCUGGGAUCUAGCUCGGCCAACGAUGCCAUACAAAGAGAUUGAGAGGUUUGAUACCUCCCCGGCGGCCUUGCUCUGGCAAGACCAAGACAUGUUAUGGACCGUGGGCUCGGAUGGACUCUUUACCCAAUGCGAUGUCGCCUUUGCUCCCAAGGUGAUCGACCGACAGUCAACGUCCUCCAUGGCAUUCUCACCUAGAGGCGACGUAAUGAUGUUUCUCGAUGAGCGACCACAUUCGCAACGACCGCGACCUCCUGUCACGCAUCAUGCCGAAAUCGUACCUCGAGGGACUUACGGCUCCAGCCCCAACGCCCCCAUGUUGAGCAUCAGCAGAAGCGAUUCAGAGGAGGAUGUCGUCGGCAGCUUUCUCGGCCCUCGACGAAGGUUGAGUCGAAAGAGAACGGCGGGGAGAUCUGCUCCUAUGAGCACAACUCCGCCGUCUGGUCCGAGCCUUGGUGACGAGAACAAACCCCUGGGACUGGAUCAGGCGAUCAAGGUGACGGGUAUCUUCAAGACCCAACAAACGAUGGCCUUUGGGCGUCUACCUGCCUCACGAACGGCACAGAUAUAUCAGCAUCUCUCGGGGAUUUAUCUCGAAACGCUCCAGCGUGAGCUUCCAUACGUUAAGGACGGCAAACCGCUCAUCAAACGGGUGGCGUCCAUUCUUGAACAGUACGCGAGGGCAGCAGAACACGUCUCACUCUUCAGACUCGCCCAGACAUGGCGGAUUCUGUCGUAUGCAGUCGACCUGCUCCUUGCACGACGUGCUCAAUACCAUCUCGACAUACGUCUCGGUCGGUUCCAGAAGGUGAAGAUAGAAGACAGGAAAGGAAGUGGAAGACUGAGACCCGUUGACUAUACUGCCAGUCGAAGCUACGGCGAUGAAACACCUAGGCGUCCUCCUGGACAGAACAGCCUCGGCGGCCGCUCCUUAAGCACCCGAUCUCUUCUGGCCCUCGGAUUUGAGAGCACCUCGAACGUCCCAACGCCGGUUGCACGACCGGCAGACGGAGCAGACAGUCAAAACGGGAACUCGCAGCAGGCUGGCAAGAGAUUGGCGUCAGUCGCGUCCGAUGGUUUCACGCUGGGGCCCGGUAUAAACGACAGGUUCGAAGAUACCCCCCGGCAGCGCCUCGACUCGGUCCCCGUGUCGGAUAUGAGCCAUGAAAUUGAACGCUCACAAAUAUCUAGCACCGAGGGUUAUGACUUUUAUGAUACGGAAUCGUUGGCCAAAGCAGUAGAUGUCCCUGCUCCCAAGAAGAAGGAGCCCUUGUCCUUGGGUUAUGCUGGUCCUGUGAGCCCCAACAUUCGGAGAGUGACGAGACACGACUCGGACGAGAGCUUUGCUCAGAUGUUUUCCACGUCUGAUGCGACGAAAGAGCGACCGACAUCGACCUCGAGUGCUAGCGGCCCAUGGCGAUCCAGCCUCGCAAGGCACGCUUCCGACAUGGACAAGGAGGGCCAAGAGUAUCCUAGCCGGAUACGCGGCGAGGAGGUUGAUGCCUCGACUGAGACCCCCAACGACUCGCCCAAGCCACGCAGCAAGAAGGCCGUAAUUGACUCUCCAGAAGAAGUGUUUAUGAUUUCACAGACAACAAUGGGAACAGACGAUACCAUUCCCUCUCAGACCUCUGAGUUGGAGCUCGACAUUCCAGCGCCGAAAUCUGCUGAGCAGUCCCCGCCGACCGCUGAACAAGCUCCAGUGCCGGAACAGCCCCAACAACACGUUAUUCUGGCUCCGGCUAGCCACCCUAGCAGAUCGCCGAGUCCCCUCAAGGGACCGUUUCCUGCCCAGCAAGAUGUUCGACCGCACGUCAUCGAGACGGACUACCUCCCAUGGGACGAUGAUCCGCCUUACCCUCACCCGACCGCUGCCUCUGGGACAGAUGCCGUCAUCUCACCCUUGGAUCCUUACUCUCUUAUAACCAAGGCCCUAGACUACGAAUCGCGGACCUCUGCUUUGAACGCCUCGGCCAUUAUUCUUCUCCUCAAGCCGCUGGUGCCGGAGUUUGUCAUCGAUCACUACCAAGCCAGCGCGAUUCUCCAGCAGCAUCAUUCACGCCUCAUGCGAAUGAGUCUCUUCAUUGAGGCAUCCCUUCUACGCAACCUCUGCAUCCAAGGAUGGCCAGAGGGCUUGCCUGAAUGGGGCGAGAACUACACGGCCAUCUUUAGCCCAGCCCAGCAGGGAGGAAAAGUCAGCUUCUUUUGCUCCUCGUGCCGCAAGCCCAGAGAGCGCGACCCCAAGCAUGGGCCCGAUGCCAUCUGGACAUGCGAGCGUUGUCGCACAGCCAUGGCACCCUGUGCCGUGUGUCAUCAUCGGGAUCCCGAACAGUCAAACUAUAUCCCCGCUGAAAUCGUCGCCGCCAUGGAUUCUCCUGCUUCCUGGCUGUCUGAGUGGUGGUACUGCCCCGGGUGCGCGCACGGUGGGCAUGCCUCCUGUCUUCAAGCCUGGCACGCCCCCACGGAGUCGUUUGAGCCGAGCAGCGGCCCAUCUACAUACAGCGAUGGAUGCUGUCCCUUGGACGGCUGCGGACAUGCCUGCCUCCCUGGCAAGUACCGGAACGAGACCACAACGGCCCGAGCUGAUGAACUCGGGCGGGCUGCUGUGGAGAAGACACGGGUCCGGGACGAGCGGGGCACUAGCAGUAGCCGACGAUCUAGCCCGCGGCCAGGGAUGGACCGGGCAGUCAAGAGCGACGGGAACGACAUCCCGCAGAGCCGAGCUGUGGGCAUGGCACGGGAGGCCCUGAACAAGGGAACAGGCGGGAUCCUUAGCUCUAGUCCGGGGAGGGUGGUGGCUACCGGGGAGAGGGAGAGGAGGAAGAGCGUCAAGUUUGCAGGAACGGACCGUUAG